Mesocricetus auratus (golden hamster) is the source of this 1763-nucleotide messenger RNA. Its product is annotated as H-2 class I histocompatibility antigen, Q10 alpha chain-like. The transcript is spliced from 8 exons. The coding region runs from base 166 to 1710 and encodes 514 amino acids. Gene Ontology annotation, biological process: immune response; positive regulation of T cell mediated cytotoxicity; antigen processing and presentation of endogenous peptide antigen via MHC class Ib. Gene Ontology annotation, molecular function: peptide antigen binding; signaling receptor binding. Gene Ontology annotation, cellular component: external side of plasma membrane. Lineage: Eukaryota; Metazoa; Chordata; Mammalia; Rodentia; Cricetidae. The record is from RefSeq and is a predicted model, not a curated record.
GAGCCCUGCUCCCCUCCUGGCCCGCUCAUCUGCCCGCGGUCCCGAAAGGAGGAUCAGGGUCUCUCGCGGACUACACGCCGCCCCCAGGCUCGCACUCGCUGCGGUAUUUCCACACGGCCGUGUCCCGGCCCGGCCUCGGGGAGCCCCGGUACAUAGAAGUCGGCUAUGUGGACGACACGGAGUUCGUGCACUUCGACAGCGAAUGCAGAAGAAUCCGAGGAUGGAGCCACGGGCGCCAUGGAUGGAGCAGGAGGAGCCCGAUUAUUGGGAGAGGGAGACAGGGAAAGCCAAGGUCAACCAGCAGACAUUUCUAAGGAACCUACGUGCCCUGACCGCCUACGACAAGCAGAGUCACAAGGGUUUCAUCCUGACCCGAGGAGCAGAUGGCCUUGGGCGGCCCAGAGACCCCGGGACAAACGCGCUCUGUCCCCAGCACAGGGUCAGACAAAGUCUUGGUCCCGGUCGGUAAGGUCCCGGUGGAGAAGCCCACCGCUGGUGAUUCCUCUGUUCCCAGUUUCACUUCUCCAGCUCCUGACCUGUGUCAGCUCCUUCUGCCCGGACACGUUUCUCAACCCCAUUGGCUGUCGAGAUCCCGGAGAACCAAUCAGCGUCGCCGCGUGUCUAAAGUCCGAGCUGGGAGCCUGGACGCCCAGACCUGAUAGAGGGGCCAUGGAACCAUACGCGCUGCUCCUGCUGCUGGUGGCCGCCCUGGCCCAGACCCAGACCGGCGCGGGCUCGCACUCCAUGCGGUAUUUCUACACCAUCGAGUCCCGGCCCGGCCUCGGGGAGCCCCGGUUCAUCAUCGUCGGCUACGUGGACGACACGGAGUUCGUGCGCUUCGACAGCGACGCGGAGAAUCCGAGGAUGGAGCCGCGGGCGCCGUGGAUGCAGCGGGAGGGGCCGGAGUAUUGGGAGAGGGAGACGCGGAAAGCCAAGGACCAAGAGCAGAGUUUCCGAGUGAGCCUGAGGACCCUGAUCGGCUACUACAACCAGGGCGAGGGCGGCUCUCACACCUUCCAGUGGAUGCGCGGCUGUCACGUGGGGCCUGACGGACGCCUCCAACGCGGGUACAGUCAGUUCGCCUACGAUGGCAACGACUACCUCUCCCUGAACGAUAACCUGAGGACAUGGACUGCGGUGGACGCUGCAGCGUACAUCACCCAGAGCAAGUGGGACCUGGCUGGUGAAGCAGAGACACAGAGGGCCUACCUGGAGGGCGAGUGUGUGCAGUGGCUCCUCAGACACCUGGAGAACGGGAAGGAGCAGCUGCUGCACACAGAUCCCCCUAAGGCACAUGUGACCCAUCAUCCUGGACCUAAAGGUGAGGUCACCCUGAGAUGCUGGGCCCUGGGUUUCUACCCUGCGGACAUCACCCUGACCUGGCAGAGGGAGGAGGAGGAACAGACUCACGACAUGGAGCUGGUGGAGACCAGACCAUCUGGGGAUGGAACCUUCCAGAAGUGGGCAUCUCUGGUGGUGCCUUCUGGGGAGGAGCAGAAAUACACAUGCCAUGUGUAUCAUGAGGGUCUGCCUGAGCCCCUCACCCUGAGAUGGGAGCCUCCUCAGUCCACUGUCCCCAUCAUGGCAGUCAUUGCUGUUCUGGUUCUCCUUGGAGCUGUGAUCAUUGGAGCUGUGGUGGCUGUUGUGAGGAAGAGGAGGAGAAACACAGGUGGAAGAGGAGGGAACUAUGUUCCAGAUACAGGUCUGUGAAGCAAAACAAAAGGGCAGCCAACAGAACGGGAAAAGAUCUUCACCAAACCCAC